AUGGGCACUUUCGGAUCGCAGACGAGUACCUACAACGGGCUGGUCACGGCCUUCGUUGCUGUAGGGUCAAUGAACUACGGUUAUUGCUCCUCGAUCAUUUCGAGUACCAUCGGCCAGCCAGGGUGGUAUACCUAUUUCAGCCUUCCUCAAGAGGGACAGCUGGGGAACACCGCUGGGGGUGCGGCUGAAUGCCUCUUCAUUAUGUGGUCAUGCGACUUCUUUGAUUGUAAGCGCAACAUCCAGCUGGGCGCUUUCCUGGCCAUGUUUGGCGGUGCGCUCCAAGGCGCUGCCAGCUCUUUAAGCAUGUUCCAGGCAGGGCGUUUUAUCUGCGGCCUGGGAAUCGGAAUCCUGGUGACUGUCUGUCCCAUUUAUCUGUCCGAAAUAUCGGGCGCUUUUCGCCGGGGCUGGCUUGUUGUUGGCUAUGCGUGCUACUUUGCGCAAGGUCAAACGGAUACGUUCAGUUGGAGCUUUCCGCUUUGCCUUCAAUGCCUCCCACCUCUGAUCCUGCUUCUUGGGUCGCCCAAGGGUAAACAAAGCGAGGCUCAAUCAGUCUUGGAGCGGCUGCGCAAUUCCCCUGAUGAUCCCGACAAUCUCGUUGCUAAGGAAGAAUACUACCAAACCACUCAACAGAUUCAUCUGGAGAAAGAGCGAUUGCCUGCCUACCGUAAUGUAUGGCAAGUAGUCCUCAAGAAAAGGUCAUAUAACUUUGGUGAGUCUUUGUUCAUAAACAACUACGCCGUCAUCCUAUACACUAACUUGGGGAUGACAGGCAGCAUGCCCUUGCUUCUUAGUGCAGUAUGGCUUACCACGGCUGGGAUAUUAUAUAACAUGUUAGGAGCUUGGCUUCAUGACAGAGUAAAUUCAAGGCGGAAAAUGUAUACUGUUGGCUUUAUCGGGAUUAUUAUCACUAUAUCAUGCCUAGCUGCCAUGACAGCACAGUAUGCAGGGAUCAAGAAUCAGGUUGGAAACGGCUUUGGCAUUUUCUUCAUCUAUCUCUAUUUAGCCUUUCAGGGAACUUUCUGCGAUACCACGAUGUACCUCUAUGUGUCUGAAAUACUCCCCACCGAGAUUCGGCCGAUUGGCAUGGGCUUUUCAUUGUUUGGACAAUCUGCUGCUUCCAAGAUUGGGAACUGGCCUACUGCACCGUUACUAACAGAAUCUCGAGUCAUGUAUUUCAUUAUCCCCGAGACAGCCCGUCUGACCAUCGAGGAAAUCGCGAAGAAUUUUGGUGAAGAGGUUGCCGUCCUCCUCACGGAUGCCACGGACGAGGGGAAGGCAAAACUCAAACGGAAGCUCGCAGCUGGAUCUCACGCCUAUCAAUCAGCCAGAACAAAGACAGCAAGUCGAACUGUUGACAAUUCUGUCCUUCAUGUAGUCUACUCAGCCUGA
This is a messenger RNA of Aspergillus aculeatus ATCC 16872, 1389 nucleotides long. RefSeq names its product putative MFS sugar transporter. The coding region runs from base 1 to 1389 and encodes 462 amino acids. Gene Ontology annotation, molecular function: carbohydrate:proton symporter activity. Gene Ontology annotation, cellular component: membrane. The transcript has 11 exons. NCBI's taxonomy places the organism in Eukaryota, Fungi, Ascomycota, Eurotiomycetes, Eurotiales, Aspergillaceae. The record is from RefSeq and is a predicted model, not a curated record. Gene Ontology annotation, biological process: carbohydrate transport; transmembrane transport.